AUGGAUGUACAGCUAUAUGUCUAUGACCUGUCAAAGGGCCUGGCGCGAAUGUAUUCCCUCGCCCUGACUGGGACACAGAUGGAUGCUAUAUAUCAUACCUCCAUCGUACUCAAUGGAGUUGAAUAUUAUUUCGGCCAAGGCAUUCAGACCUCUGCUCCAGGGAGUACUCACCAUGGACAGCCAAUGGAGGUCGUGAAUUUGGGCAUCACUGAGCUUCCAAGAGAUGUAAUCGAAGAGUAUUUGGGCUCACUGGCGACCAUCUACACACCUGAGUCUUAUGAUCUGUUUCUUCACAACUGCAAUAACUUCACCCAAGACUUGUCAAUGUUCCUUGUCGGCAAGAGUAUUCCAGAGCAUAUUAUUAAUCUGCCUCGAACGUUCCUGGAAACUCCGUUUGGGCAGAUGAUGAAACCCCAAAUCGAAAUGGCUUUGAAAGGUGUCACCCAGGGCACCGGACCAGGUCCUAUCCCCGGGCCGAGUGCUCAAUUUUCCGCUUCACGAGCUACACCACCAGCACAAAAACUGGCUAUACCUUCAGGAGUUGGCAUCGUGCGAGAAGUCAGCAAUCUCAACCAGCUGGAAAGUGCGCUCAGUGGUGCAUCUCAUUCUUGUGCAGUCAUAUUUUUCACAUCCUCCACUUGUCCACCCUGCAAGGCUGUCUACCCAACUUACGACCAGCUCGCAGCGGAAGCUGGUGAUCGAGGUACACUCAUCAAAGUCGACAUCGGCAUAGCCUACGAUGUUAGCAGCAAGUACAGUGUACGUGCUACACCAACCUUCAUGACGUUUUUGAAGGGGCAAAAGGUAGAUGAAUGGAGUGGAGCCACUCCAUCCCAGCUGAUUGGAAAUGUCCGCAUGCUCCUUGAGAUGGCACACCCAGCACAUCCCCAUCGUCAACUACGACUCCCAAGCCUCCAGCGAGAAAUCACGAGCUUUGUCAUGUAUAAGAAGGCCCCGCCAAUCGACAAGCUUCUCCAAAAGCUACCGGUUGAGUUCAAAGACGGCCAGGGCGUAACAGAGGUUAUUGAGUUCGUCAAGCUUCGUCACUCUUCCGAGAACACACCUGCAGCGGAUAUCAGGGUCCCCGAUUUGCACAUAUUUGCCCAAACACUGAACUCGAUAUAUUCGACACUUCCGAGUGACAGUCACUUUGCAGUCGUUGAUCUAGUCCGUCUUCUUCUCCUUGAUCCCCGUGCAAGUGGCUACUUCGCCGAGGAAGCACAACAUACAACUCUCCUCACUAUUCUUGCCCCCUUGUCCCAGGAUGAACCAUCACCAUAUAAUCUUCGCAUCGUUGCCCUUCAACUGGCCUGCAAUCUCUUCAGUACACCCCUAUACCCGGCGCAAAUAACUUCCUCUUCUUCUUCACUCCGCGAGACCUGCCUCCGCUUCGCAACCAAUUCCCUCCUGGAUUCACAUGCCAGUCUCAGGGUUGUUGCCGCCUCCUUCGCAUAUAACCUUGCCUCAUUUAACCAUAACGCCCGCUUUGAUGGAAAGCCUGACCCCUUGUCAGAGGAAGAUCAAGUGGAACUGAGUGCUUCCUUGCUUGAGGCUGUCUCGCGUGAGGACCAGAGUGUAGAAGCUCUUCAUGGACUGCUAUACGCCUUGGGACUACUUGUAUAUGAGACUCCAAUGGAUGGAGCUCUGAUUGACCUCUGUCGCGCUAUGGGCGUCGCAGAGACGAUUUCCGGCAAGAUGGACAUUCAGGCUGUACAAAAGGAGCCACUGCUCAAAGAACUAGGCAAGGAACUGUUUAGCAAGGGGCUGUAG
Messenger RNA from Penicillium soppii, 1770 nucleotides. Its product is annotated as bifunctional C97 family peptidase/thioredoxin family protein. Gene Ontology annotation, biological process: protein modification by small protein removal. NCBI's taxonomy places the organism in Eukaryota, Fungi, Ascomycota, Eurotiomycetes, Eurotiales, Aspergillaceae. Gene Ontology annotation, molecular function: peptidase activity. The record is from RefSeq and is a predicted model, not a curated record. The transcript has 4 exons. Bases 1 to 1770 code for a protein of 589 amino acids.